AUGAACGGUUUCACCCAGAAGCUUAUUGAAGUCAACGGCCUUGCACCCUAUUUAGUGAACGAAAUCACGAAUGUCAUCAACGGGGACUACCACUUUACAGAUAAGUGCGCAACCCCAUUGGGGCUCCUCUUCACCAAGCACGAUCCUCUCAGCCCCGUCUACAUGAUGCUCCAGACGAAUUGCAACGGAGCUGCCGAAACCGACCGAUGGGUCUUGACGAAGAACCCUAGAAAGCUUGAGCCGGAUCAAGUGCGAGAUAUCAUCUGCGUUUUCCCCAAAGGGUUCAAGCACCAAGAAGGACAGCCUCCGGGCUCUAUACUGUCGGCCGUGUUGCCUGGCGUGUACACGUCUCUGCCGUCAGCCCUGGGUAUCACCGUCCACGAGCGUGAUCCAGCCCUACAUGUUGGUCUCAAAGAUUUGCAGGAGCAGGCUAUCAUGAACAUCGACUGUCAAUCUUCGAUCCCGUCCAUCAUGAUCAAAAUGGACAAGACCGACAUGCACUUUCCAGUCAAGUCGCUCCUCACCCAGUUGACUCCCCCUUCUGGUACAAACAGCAUGGCAGCUUCGUCCGAUAUCUGGUUCACGAUUGCCCAGCACGAUAUCAAGGAUGCAUUGGCACUGGCGUCUUCUGCCAUCAACAAGUUGCCGGCCUCAGUAUGUGCUGGACUUCUUACAGUUAGCGACAUCGUGCUGGAUUCUGGUGAUGCGUGCUACAAAUGCUCGCCGACCGCUCCAAAGGCUCUUCAUCACUGGGAUGCGGAUGGCAGCGUUGUACGAAUCGAGAACGAGGCAGUGGCGACUCAAGCGGAGCAGGCUAUGUUGCGACGACCAGCUCCUCUCGAGAUCCAGGCCCGACUGGAGCUGAGUGAAGCUGACGAAUACAAUGUGCUGAGCAUGAGAAUUCUGCUAAACCCAGCGUCGCUGGCGCACCGGGCGCAUGGUUACUUCCCGGUCGACAAGGACAUCAUGUCGCCCAUGGUUCGCUCAACUCGCGGAAGUGGCAAUUUCCGUGUGGAAACGAGCUAUCACGAGCCCAGCCUGAAGGGAUUGCCCCCCUUCAAGGACAGCAUGGUCGCCGUUCAGGCAGAUUCCUAUCCUCCUCAGGGCGUCUUCCGGACGCCCCGGUUUCUGCAGAAUGGAAUGAUGCUUCGACAAGAUCAAGUCGAGGCUUGUCAGUGGAUGCUGCACCGCGAACAAGACGAACCGUUCACUGAAAGGGAAUUCGAGGAGCGUGUUCUUCCAUCUGUGAACGUGCGCUUAAGUGCUGUUGCCGAGCUUGAGAAUUAUGCCCGAGGAGGUGUCCUUGCACACGACAUCGGCUACGGCAAGACUAUAGUUACACUUGGUCUUGUUGAUCAUACAACGACUCGAUCGCAUGCAGAGUUUUCUAUUCUAGAGCGUUCCAAGUGGUUGGGAACCACGGCGUUCAUUCACAUCAAGGCCACUUUGGUCAUCGUGCCACCCCAUAUUGUGUCGCAAUGGGCCAAAGAAGCUAAGAGAUUUGUUCGUCAGCUCAGAGUCCUGGUGCUCACCAAAACGACUGAUAUCUCACGGGAGAGCAUGGAAGCAGCAGACAUCAUCAUUGUCAGCAGCACUCUGAUGUCUUCCGAGAAAAACAUUGACAAGCUCGCUGCAAUCGCCCAAAUGCCAUCGAUCCGUCAGAAGAGAUCGAACCGAGACUCCCAGGACUGGCAUUACGAAGUGGUUGAAACCAUCAAGCAUGCCGCCUAUGACCACAGCAACCCUGACAACCCGAACAAUGCUCAUGUCGUGGCGAGAAUCCAAGGCCGCCGCACCAUCAGCAAUGAUUGGGUCCGGAAAGCCGCAGCCGACAUAGUGGGAGCUAGCGAUCGGAAGACGCAGCAAACCGCCAAGGCGACACCCAAAAAGAAGAAGGGCAAGGCAGCAAAGCCCAAGACGGCCGUCACCAUUGAUGUGAAGGAGGCCUUCCAGAAUGGCGAGGUACUUGAAAUGUACACUUACCGCCGCGUGGUCUUUGAUGAGUUCUCGUAUGAGAACACAUCCGUUGCAACCUUCUUCCAGAACGCUGUCGCGUCCUCGAAAUGGAUCCUCUCAGGUACACCGCCUACCAUCAACCUCGGUCAGAUCUGCGAGACUGGAGCGUUGCUCAAUGUUCAUGUUGCGCGACCGACGCCAUCAAUGCCGGGAUUCUUCCCCAAUGCCACGACUGGGCCCAAGGUAUCCGAACUGACUGACGCCGAAACAUUCCGCAGCUACACAGAGCCCUUGUCCGCCCAGCUCGCGGCCGAUCGCCAUGAUCAGGGACAGCAAUUCCUUCUUCACUACUUGCGGAAGAACAAGAUGGAGAUUCCAGGAGUGGAAAUAACCGAGGCCGCCUGCUUCACUCCCAUGAACACUCAAGAAGCCUUGGUAUACAAUCUUGUACAACAGGUUCUUCAUGAUGCAAAGUGGGACGUCGAUGGCAUGCCCUGUGGUCUUGAUACUUUCCUUCGCACCAUCUUGAACGAAGAAAUGACCCAGAGGGCCGGUUCAAAGGCCAAGGCUGCCGGAAAAUCUAUCUGGUCGGAUGCAGUCGACGCGUUAGUUCUCUUGUCUUCGUUGUCCGUUUCUUCCGGCCGAAAGGGAUUCGAGGGCAUGGGGUGGACAGAACCCAACGCGAAGCUGACUCUGGAGCGUCUCGGCAACCAAGCGUCUGCUGCAGCUGGUGAUCACCUUGCCCGUUGCACCCGGAUUCUGGUAUCUCUCUUCGACAAAAUGAUGUACCUGGCGAAUAUGAUCUGCAACGAUGCUGAUACAGGCAGUGGAAAAGCUAAAAAAGAUGCCUACUUUGGUCAUAUGGAGGAGAUUUUCGAUUUCAUGAGGAACAUCAACGGCGACUCUGAUGAUAGUGCGUUCAUCAACUAUCUCCAUGAUGCGAUCGUCUACCGAAACUCGAUCCGCCCAGAUUACAUUCCUACUCGAGAGAACUAUUGGGACUGCAACUUAUGGUCCGAGUGGAUGGGUGGCCCUGGAACAUACAAUUCUGCCCAUUGGUGGCUUCUCGACUCGGAUCACGACUUGUCCGAUGGUGAGUUGGACAGCUUGCAGAACCGGUGGGUCGGCUCUAGUGGUGACCAGAGCGAUGACCGAGAGGCUCUCAUCGACCUCCUUCGCCAAGAGCAGGACAGCCAGGAUAAACGCGAGGAAAUGGCUUUGGCUAUUGGACUGAAGGACACCGGCGACAUUACGGCUCAGCUUCAAAAGCAUUUCGAUGGAAAAGCCACCAAAGACGACUAUGAAUUCGGCAUUCAGAUUCCAGCUCACCGACCACAGAAGGGCAAGACGAUUAAACCCCGUGGACAGGCCAUUGACGAGACUUUGAACAGUUUCAUCUUGGUUGUGCAAAGCGUCCAGGCUGGCAUCAAGCUCACGACGGAGGCAUGGCGGCGCUGCAUGUUUCUGAUGAAGUUGAACCACGUUCUUCAUGGAAGCCAUAGCCCGCUGUCCACCACCUGCAACGUCUGUGAUGCCGUUACUGCCGAUUCUGACAUGUUUCAUUCCAUUGCAUGCGGUCACUCGCUUUGCAAGGACUGCUUUGGUGCUUUCACUGAGGCUGGUGGUCAAAUGUGCCCCAUGCAAAGCUGCAAGGCAUUCAGUCGUGGAUCAUUUGUCCCUAGCGAGAUAUUUGCCACGCCCGCCAACCUGCAGCACGAUCUUUCGGCCGUUCCCAGUGCCAAGGUAUCCGACAUGGAGAACGUCAUGUUCAACAAUGUCCUUGAUGACGAGAAGGUCCUGAUCUUUGCUGCGUACGCGGGCAUCAAGCAAGAGGUCUACGACCACCUCAUUCGCAGCGACAACGGCUUUAGCGUUUAUAUGACUGACGGAGGCGAUGAGGACUCGAAUCAGAUUGAGGCAUUCAAGGCGCACCGUGGAAAGGCCGUUCUGAUCCAGAGUCUCAUGUCUUCGGAGUCCGCUGGCACAAAUUUGACCGAGGCGAACCAUCUCAUGUUUGCUGGAGUUCUGUAUACAGACUCGGACAGCUACGACAUGUACAUGAGACAGGCCAAGGGACGUCUCAUUCGAUUUGGACAGAAGCGUCCCGUCUUCGUCUAUCACUUCAUCACCCCGGCUACGCUUGAAUUUGAUAUCUUCAACAAGCGUCAUGGUAACCGCAUCCGCCACUUCGGUGAGGAAGGACGCAUUGCUAUCCCGGUCACUGAGGACGGAGAGAAGGACCCGAGAUUCCCUCUGUAUUUCCGUCCAUACUUGGAGACCGCAUCGAUUCAGAAGCUUCUGCGCUCCGUGGAAUUCGAGGAGUACGAGAAGUGA
Messenger RNA from Colletotrichum tamarilloi, 4290 nucleotides. RefSeq names its product DNA repair protein RAD8. The record is from RefSeq and is a predicted model, not a curated record. Gene Ontology annotation, molecular function: ATP binding; ATP-dependent chromatin remodeler activity. The transcript has a single exon. Gene Ontology annotation, cellular component: nucleus. Bases 1 to 4290 code for a protein of 1429 amino acids. Gene Ontology annotation, biological process: DNA repair. NCBI's taxonomy places the organism in Eukaryota, Fungi, Ascomycota, Sordariomycetes, Glomerellales, Glomerellaceae.